GUGGCUCAAACCAGAUUUGUUUCGUCUUCAGCUGGGACAGAACACCAGAGAGCAGGGAUUGACUUUUUCACUUUUAACUCUCUGUCCUUCACUUUGGUUCAUUUCUCGUGGAGUGUGUGUGACCCCCAUCCCCUGCUGCCCCCAUGGAUAACUUCCAGAAUGUCCUGCGUUUCUUCACCAACCAGAAAUCCACCAUUGGCUACAGCGUUAUGGCUCUCAUGACUGUAGGUGGGGAACGAGUCUUCUCCGUGGUUUCCUUUCAGUGCCCGUGCAACCACGAGCAGAACUUUGCCUACGGGCUGACCUUCCUGCUGGGCCCGGCUGCAGUGCUGCUGGUUUUGGGUCUCUUGUUCACCGCCAGGUUGUGGAGGCUCUACACUGGCUGCUGCCUUAACCCCAUGAAGCUGUGCCCCCAUGGGAACUGCUUGGGCCACCUCCGGGUGUUCAUGAGCAUUUUCUGUGGAGCCUGUGUGGCUCCUGUGAUGUGGCUCUCUGUGGCCCUGCUCAAUGGGACCUUCUAUGAGUGCGCGGUCAGUGGUCUGGAUGAAAACGUGGUGGUGAACUUGUUCUGUAAAAACAAGACUGCGGCGUGUCGGGAGGAGCUGGCCCGAGUGCCCUGUGAGCGCUCCAAACUGUCCAGCGAUGAGCGCAUGGAGCUGCUGCUCAUGUUCAGGGCCCAGUCCCAGAUCCUGGGCUGGUGUGUGAUCAUCACCGCUGUCGUCGGGGGCCUCCUGGGUACCUGCUACAAAAACUGCCGCUCCAAAGUCAGCUUCCUGCAGCUCACCUUCUGGAAACGCUACAUGGAACAGGAGAAGGAGCGCUUUGAUACUCUAGCUGUGGAAUACGCCACCAAACUGGCCGACAGAAACCUGCAGAGCUUCUUUGAGAACAAGGAGCCGGCUCCGUUCCCUUUCCCCAACCACAGGGCAUGGGAGGAGAUCUCUGCAUACUACACCUUCACCCAGAGCGAGCAGUGUUACAGCACCCUGCAGCGCUACGUGGAGCAGACAGACAGGGACUUCCCAGAGACAAAACCUGUGUUGAACGUAGAGUAUGAUGGAAGAGAGAUGCACUGAGAAACAGCUGACUGGGGUUAUUAAAGUGCUCAUAUUCUGCUCAUUUUCAGGUUCCUAAUUGUAUUUAGAGGUUAUAUCAGAAAAGGAUUACAUGGUUAAUUUAAAAAAAACAACAACAUAUUUUUGUUGUUUUGCACAUUGCUGCAGCUCCUCUUUGUUGAGCUCUUUGUUUGCCUGCUAGGUAAGGACUACUAGCCAGUCAGAAGCAGAGUAUAAGGGCCCUGACAGUACCUAGGUAAGGACUACUAGCCAGUCAGAAGCAGAGUAUGAGGGCCCUGACAGUACCUAGGUAAGGACUACUAGCCAGUCAGAAGCAGAGGAUGAGGGCGUGCUAUGCUAGCAGCUAGGCGAGCCUCAUAGCGUUGGUCUCUGAAGUAAAGACUGGACUACAACAGAGCUGUUUG
Molecule: messenger RNA, 1480 nt
Organism: Etheostoma cragini (Arkansas darter)
Lineage: Eukaryota; Metazoa; Chordata; Actinopteri; Perciformes; Percidae
Product: calcium homeostasis modulator protein 5-like
Exons: 2
Coding region: 144-1076 (310 amino acids)
Molecular function (GO): monoatomic cation channel activity
Source: RefSeq, a predicted model, not a curated record